UGAGACCAUGCUGUGCACCAUGUUGUCUAGACUGAGGCACACUGACGCUGCGCCCUGUGUGAGCGCCUGCCGCUGGACACACACCAAAGAGAACAAGCCUCUCAUGUUGAAUCCUCGCACCAACAAGGGCAUGGCCUUCUCACUGCAGGAGAGGCAGAUCCUGGGUCUUCAGGGUCUUCUGCCCCCCAAGAUAGAGUCCCAGGACAUCCAGGCCAUGCGUUUCCAGAGGAACCUGAAGAAGAUGACAGAGCCAUUGGAGAAGUACAUUUACCUGAUGGGGAUCCAGGAGAGGAACGAGAAACUCUUCUACCGCGUGCUGAUGGAAGACAUUGAGGAGCUGAUGCCUAUCGUUUACACUCCCACYGUGGGCCUGGCCUGUACACAGUAYGGACACAUCUUCAGGAGGCCCAAAGGCCUGUUCAUAUCCAUCUUGGAUCGAGGCCACAUUCGCUCCAUAUUGGACAACUGGCCAGAGACCAAUGUGGCGGCGGUCGUGGUGACAGACGGAGAGCGUAUCCUGGGCCUGGGGGACCUGGGGGUGUUUGGGAUGGGCAUCCCCGUGGGGAAACUAUGCCUGUACACUGCCUGCGCUGGGAUCAGGCCCGAGAGGUGCCUUCCUGUGGUCAUCGACGUGGGAACUGACAACGAGACCCUUCUGAAGGACCCAUUCUACAUGGGUUUGUACCAGAAGCGGGAUCGUUCCCAGCUCUACGAUGACCUGAUCGAUGAGUUUAUGGAGGCUGUGGUGGACAAGUACGGCCAGGACACCCUGAUCCAGUUUGAAGACUUUGGGAAUCACAAUGCAUUCCGCUUGAUGAGGAAAUACCGCGAGAAGUACUGCACCUUUAACGAUGAUAUCCAAGGAACUGCAGCGGUUGCCCUGGCAGGGCUGUUGGCAGCUCAGAGGGCCAUUGGGAAACCCAUCACUGAACAUAGGAUCCUGUUCUGCGGAGCAGGGGAGGCUGCCCUGGGUAUCGCCAACCUGAUUACCAUGUCGAUGGUGGAGAAGGGUUUAACCCAGGACGAAGCCAGGAAAAAGAUCUGGAUGUUUGACAAGGAUGGCCUACUGGUCAAGGGCCGAGCGCAGGAGACAGAUGGCAACCAGGAGGCUUUUGUGCAUGAAAGUCCCGGAGAUGUGCAGAGCUUCUUAGAUGCAGUCAACGUCAUCCAACCAACAGCCAUUAUUGGUGUGUCCGGGGCUGGACGCCUCUUUACCCACGACGUCCUCAAAAAGAUGGGCACCCUAAAUAAACGACCAAUUAUAUUCGCCUUGAGCAACCCCACCACCAAGGCAGAGUGCACGGCUGAAGAUGCCUAUACCCUCACAGAUGGYCGCUGCCUGUUUGCCAGUGGAAGUCCGUUUGGCACGGUGACUCUGGCUGAUGGACGUGUUUUCACACCUGGACAAGGGAACAAUGCUUACAUAUUCCCAGGUGUAGCCCUGGCUGUGAUCCUCAGUGGCGUGAGACACAUCAGUGACACGGUCUUCCUGGAAGCUGCCAAGACCCUGGCAGACCAGUUGACUGAUGAGGAGCUGGCKGAGGGGAGGCUGUACCCGCCACUGUCCAACAUCCGAGAGGUCUCUGUCCAGAUGGCAGUCAAGGUGGUCCGGUUUGUGUACGCCAACAACAUGGCCUUCCGGUACCCAGAGCCCAAGGACAAGGACACCUUUGUCAGGUCAACUGUAUGGGACAUCAACUACGACUCAUUUCUCCCUGACAUCUAUGAGUGGAAAGGGAUGAACCCAGCACCUGAUCAUUAGAGAGUUUUGGGUGUGGAAAGGGGGCAACAAAUCACGGUAGAGAAGGUGUGCGGGCGUUAAAGAGGGAAUGGUAAAACUGGGAGGUGGGGAGGACAGUGAAAUUAGGUUAGUUGUUUAAUCCUAGUGCAGAUAUUUGACCGAUUUCUUUGUCAAAAUCAAUUGGCGGGCCAGAAAAAUGUAUAUCUAGUUUUUGUCAUUCAUGAGUGGC
Messenger RNA from Salvelinus sp. IW2-2015, 1970 nucleotides. It is a transcript of the gene me2, whose product is annotated as malic enzyme 2, NAD(+)-dependent, mitochondrial. Lineage: Eukaryota; Metazoa; Chordata; Actinopteri; Salmoniformes; Salmonidae. Gene Ontology annotation, molecular function: malate dehydrogenase (decarboxylating) (NADP+) activity; NAD binding. Gene Ontology annotation, cellular component: mitochondrion. The record is from RefSeq and is a predicted model, not a curated record. Gene Ontology annotation, biological process: malate metabolic process; pyruvate metabolic process.